AUGUGGCAUGCAAGGCCGUUUAUAUUCAUCAGGUGUGAUAAGGUUGAUGAAAAUGACUCGAAUGACGGCGAUGAUGAUGAUGAUGAUGAUGAUGAUGAUGAUGAUGAUGAUGAUGAUGUGAGUUUGAGCAGGGUCACCAUUUCUUACGCGUCAUUCUGUCAGGCUGUUCGUCACACAUCUGAUCGACAAACGGCACGCAAGCACCUGACACAAUGA
Molecule: messenger RNA, 216 nt
Organism: Echinostoma caproni
Lineage: Eukaryota; Metazoa; Platyhelminthes; Trematoda; Plagiorchiida; Echinostomatidae
Source: the annotation of a GenBank genome assembly